Messenger RNA from Oryzias melastigma (Indian medaka), 1743 nucleotides. It is a transcript of the gene tmem68, whose product is annotated as transmembrane protein 68. The record is from RefSeq and is a predicted model, not a curated record. The coding region runs from base 401 to 1402 and encodes 333 amino acids. Gene Ontology annotation, molecular function: acyltransferase activity. Gene Ontology annotation, cellular component: membrane. The transcript is spliced from 8 exons. NCBI's taxonomy places the organism in Eukaryota, Metazoa, Chordata, Actinopteri, Beloniformes, Adrianichthyidae.
AGUUUUCCGGUGGAAAAGGGAACUGUUUGUUUCCGGGAUUGCUGGAUCUGAAUGUGUGACGGUGAAAGCGCUCCGGGUCAAAAGCCUGUCGGUGCCGUUUCAGUCAGAUUUCUGAGGAUUGUUCUGUUCGGCUCUUUGGGUUUUUGAAAGGAGGAUUACUGGCUGAGCGGAAAACGUGUCGUCCUUCUAUUUGACCUUCCGUGGAUACCUCUGACGCCUCUGCCUGUCCGUCUCCAUUUCCACCUUCACCGUGGUCAGAAGGUGCUCUUAGAUCCCGCUCUGGUGUUCCUGUCCGGAUCUGAGGCACAGCUGCGGGUCUCUCAUGAGCUCCGACCCGCACCUGCGGGGCCGGCGGGCCGCCUGAUCCCGCCGCAGUGGCUGUCGCCCCCGGCAGAGCAGGAUGGAGGAUCCCAGGAACCAGUCCUGUCUGGCCGCGGCGACAGACACCGUCUCCUUCCUGGUGUGCCUGUUCCGUGUGUGGGAGGAGUGGGCAGGCCUGGAUGAAGUGGAGGAUUACCUGAGUGUUCUGGAGUACCUGCUGUGGGUCUUCACUCCUCUGGCUGUCGUCUUCAUCUUGCCGUUCCUCAUAGUCAUCCUCCUCUACCUCUCCAUACUGUUCCUCCACGUCUAUAAGAGGAAGAACCAGCUGAGGGAGGCGUACUGUAAUAACCUGUGGGAUGGAGCCAGGAAGACCCUGGCCACUCUGUGGGAUGGACAUGGGGCCAUAUGGCACGGCUACGAGAUCCACGGCAUGGAGAAGAUCCCGGAGCAGGGGCCGGCCCUGAUCGUCUACUACCACGGAGCCAUCCCCAUCGACUACUACUACUUCCUGGCCAGAGUCAUCAUCCAGAAAGGACGGACCUGCCACUCUGUGGCCGACCACUUCCUCUUCAAGAUCCCAGGUUUCAAGCUGCUGCUGGAGGUGUUCAGCGUGAUCCACGGUCCUCAGGAGGAGUGUGUGCGUGCUCUCAGGAACGGUCACCUGCUGGGGAUUUCUCCUGGAGGAGUGCGAGAAGCUCUGUUCAGUGACGAGACCUACCCUCUUCUGUGGAGCAAACGCAAAGGCUUCGCACAGGUUGCCAUCGACUCUCAGGUGCCAGUGAUUCCCAUGUUUACGCAGAACGUUCGUGAAGGCUUCAGAUCUCUGGGAACUCUGAGAUUGUUCCGCUGGCUGUAUGAACGGUUCCGUCUCCCCGUAGCUCCUGUUUAUGGUGGGUUUCCAGUGAAAUUCCGAACAUUCCUUGGUGAUCCCAUUCCAUACGAUCCCAACAUGAGCGCUGCAGAACUGGCAGAGAGAGUGAAGCUCGCUGUCCAGUCACUGAUCGAUGAGCACCAGCAGAUUCCCGGGAGCAUCCUCAGAGCCCUGUUAGAGCGAUUCUACAGUAAACACAAAGCACCUUAAGGCCAGUGGCCCUCUGUGACCUGGACUCUAGAGCCGGCGGCGCCGCUCAUGAUGGAUGAUGGUCGCGGUACCUGAGGCUCCCUCCUUCCCUCCACUUUGUGGUUUUUAUUGCACAUUUGUUUUUGUAACAUUGUUGUGCUCAUCUGCUCAUUCCCGGGAGCGUUCCUGACAGGAGUCACAUGUCAGCGCGGGGGGGAGAGGGAAAAAUCCUUUACAGAUUUGGGGCACACUCUUGCACAAACCACUGUGUCCUUAAGUGUAACUGAUUAUUGUCCAAUUUAUUUAUGUCAGAGAAAUAGAUGUUCUUUAAUCAAUAAAUGUACAUUUUUGAUUCAUUGGAA